Molecule: messenger RNA, 2173 nt
Organism: Octodon degus (degu)
Lineage: Eukaryota; Metazoa; Chordata; Mammalia; Rodentia; Octodontidae
Gene: Spats2l
Product: spermatogenesis associated serine rich 2 like
Exons: 12
Coding region: 70-1788 (572 amino acids)
Cellular component (GO): cytoplasm
Molecular function (GO): protein binding
Source: RefSeq, a predicted model, not a curated record
GGGAGCAGGGCUUCUCGGUGUCUGGAGGAAGCCAGCUGCUGGGGGCUGUCGUGAGGGUCUCAGGCGGGGAUGCCAGGAGCCGGAGCACAGGCUUAUUCCCCCAGAUGCGAGAUGGCUGAACUCAAUACUCAUGUGAAUGUCAAGGAAAAGAUCUACGCGGUUAGAUCAGUAGUUCCCAACAAAAGCAAUAAUGAAAUAGUCCUGGUGCUACAGCAGUUUGAUUUUAAUGUGGAUAAAGCUGUGCAGGCCUUCGUCGACGGCAGUGCAAUUCAAGUUCUGAAAGAAUGGAAUAUGACGGGCAAAAAGAAGAAUAAUAAAAGAAAAAGAAGCAAGUCCAAGCAGCAUCAGGGCAACAAAGAUGCUAAGGACAAGGCAGAGAAGCCAGAGACGGGGCCUGCGCAGCCCCAGGCCCCCAUGCAGAACGGCCUGGCCGGGAGCUGCGAGAAGGACAGCUCAUCUACAGACUCAGCCAGCGAGAAGCCCGCCCCGUCCUCCCGGCAGAAGAAGACCACCAUCUUGGAGGAGCCCCCCAAGGCACUCCGCGGGCUUGCAGAAGGCAGCAGGCCACUGCAGCAGAAACUGUCCUUAGAGGGGAACCCCAAACCUGUGCAUGGAACCGCAGAGAGGUCAGACGGCCCACAGUGGGUGGCUGAGCAGCCCUGGAGCCCGAGCAAGCCCAAGGCAAAAGCAUCUCCUGUUAAGCCCAGUGCCCCUGCAGCUCAUCUUGAGAUAAGACCAGAGGAGCUGGCAAAGAAAAGAGGCCCAAAUAUUGAAAAAUCGGUGAAGGAUUUGCAGCGCUGCACCGUUUCCCUAACCAGGUACCGGGCAAUGAUCAAGGAGGAGGUGGACAGCUCUGUGAAGAAAAUCAAGGCCGCCUUCGCCGAGCUGCACAACUGCAUCAUUGACAAAGAAGUUUCGCUGAUGGCAGAAAUGGAUAAAGUAAAAGAAGAAGCCAUGGAAAUCCUGACUGCUCGUCAGAAGAAAGCAGAAGAACUAAAGAGACUCACCGAUCUAGCCAGCCAGAUGGCUGAGUUACAGCUGGCUGAACUCAGGGCAGAGAUCAAGCACUUUGUCAGUGAGCGCAAAUAUGACGAGGAGCUGGGGAAGGCAGCCCGUUUCUCCUGCGAUACCGAACAGCUAAAGGACCAAAUCAUGCUCUGCGGAGAAAUCACUCACCCAAAGAACAGCUACUCCUCGCGAGCGCCCUGCAGCUCCCUGCUGCCUCUGCUCAGUGCCCACGGGGCUGGCUCCGGGAGACAGAGUGGCUUCACCCGGAAGUCAUCCAGCCACAGCAAGGGCACUGAGGGUAAAGCCGCCACCUCAAAACUGCUGGGCAGCCUUCCCAGUGCCGGAGAGCCCUCUCACCAGGCCAUGCCCGCUGCCAAGCAGAAUGGACCUUCCAGUCAAAGACGGAGAUUCAAUCCCCAGUACCAUAACACCAGGCUAAAUGGGCCCACCAAGUCUCAGGGCGGUGGUAACGAUGCUGACCCCAUGGCGAAGGGCAGCACCCGACACGAACACAGAAGACAGCCACACAGUGGCUUCCGCCCCAAAAACAAAGGUGGCACGAAAAAUCAAGAAGCCCCUUUAGGGACAAAACCCCCUGAGGCCAUGGCCCAUUCUGAGAAGCCACCACGGCGAAGACAGCAUGCCUCAGACAACUCGGAGGCCAGGCCUUUCCGGGGCAAUGCUGGCCGGGCCUCACAAUGCAAUCUCUGUCCCACAAGAAUGGAGGUGUCCCCAGAUGCUGCGGUCCUCUCUGUCCCUGCUGUGACGUUGGUGGCCUGAGUGAGGAGAGAGAAGAGCGCUUCUUACUCAGUUUGGUUCCCUGCCCCAGGUGCUGACCCAACACGCUGCCAAAAGAGUCAAUCAGAAUAGACCCAUAUGUUGUGUAAUCCUCUCAUAAUCAUUUUUACUAAUUCCAGUACCCAGCUCUGCUUGCUCCGUAACUUUCAUGGCUUUGCUUGAUCUGUUGGCACUUCCUCAUCGAGUCUGCAGCAUUUAACCAGGCAGUGUUUGCCACUUGUUAGGAAUCCACCAUGUGGGUGGAGACCUCGGCUGCGGCCGUGACGUCAUUCCAUUGAUGGUUGUCCUUAGCGAGUUCAUGUGGAAAUAAACCCUUGACCGACAGACAGGCAUGUCUGCUGAACACGUGUGCUUUUGUAGAACUUCA